GUACGAGGGACUGUUUAACAUUCGACACUUCCAAAGCUCAACUACUUCGAACAACUUCACAUAAAAACACAACUACAUCGUUUCCAUCGACACACACAUUGCUAAGUUUUUUUUCUCUCCAUUUUCUACCCUUAAUCUCAUUCAUACACAUUACCACUUCAAACUCUCGCAUUUCUCUCUCCACAUUGAUCCAUUUUCUUAUCAAAAAGAUUAACGCAUUCCACCCUCAAAUUACAUUAAUUCGAAAUGGCAACAACAACAGUUUCUAAUAUGUCGAUUGCAAUGUCAAGACCUAGGAUUACCCCAUCACAAAAGUUUUCAAAUUUAGGUCCGGCAAUUGUUGGAAGCAGGGUUAAAGUUGGCUCGUGUGCUAAACUAGGAAGUGUUUGUCAUGUUGCCUUGGCAAAACCCUUCCAGCUGUCCUCAACAUCACAUACCUUAAAAUUCGACAAAAUUGUAACAAAGGCAAUGGCCGAGUCCAGUUCAAACAAGCAAGCUACAGGAUUGCCAAUUGAUUUGAGAGGUAAAAGGGCAUUUAUUGCUGGUGUGGCUGAUGACAAUGGAUAUGGCUGGGCAAUAGCAAAAUCUCUUGCAGAAGCAGGAGCUGAAAUUCUUGUUGGCACAUGGGUACCUGCUCUAAAUAUAUUUGAGUCUAGUCUACGACGUGGAAAAUUUGACGAAUCACGCAAGCUUCAAGAUGGAUCAUUGAUGGAGAUUACUAAAGUGUAUCCCUUGGAUGCAGUCUAUGACACUCCCGAAGAUGUCCCAGAAGAUGUAAAAGCUAAUAAGCGCUAUGCUGGAGCUUCAAAUUGGACUGUCCAGGAAGUUGUUGAAUCUGUUAAGAAGGAUUUCGGCACUAUUGACAUACUUGUGCACUCACUUGCUAAUGGACCAGAGGUCAGUAAACUAUUGUCCGAGACGUCUCGGAAAGGAUAUCUAGCUGCCUUGUCCGCAUCUAGUUACUCUUAUAUUUCUUUACUAAAACACUUUCUUCCAAUCAUGAACCAAGGUGGAUCUUCGCUAUCUCUAACAUAUAUUGCUUCAGAGAGGAUUAUUCCUGGGUAUGGUGGGGGUAUGAGUUCUGCUAAAGCUGCUUUGGAAAGUGAUACAAGAGUGCUUGCUUUUGAAGCUGGUAGAAAGAAAAGAAUCAGAGUUAAUACUAUAUCUGCAGGUCCACUUGGAAGCCGUGCUGCGAAAGCCAUUGGUUUCAUUGAUAUGAUGAUUGAUUAUUCAUUUACGAAUGCACCACUACAGAAAGAACUACAUGCAGAGGAGGUAGGCAACGCUGCUGCUUUCUUGGCAUCACCCUUAGCAUCAGCUAUCACUGGUGCUGUCAUAUACGUGGAUAACGGACUAAACGCCAUGGGAGUUGGAGUUGACAGUCCAGUAUUUAAAGACCUCGACAUUCCAAGGGACCAACAUUGAAAUUGAAAUUAAACUGUUUUUUUUUCAAUACCAAAUCCGGAUUAUUCUAUUCAACUAAGACAUGCGGUCUAUGAUGACGAACAAACUGUAAGAGUUAGUAUUUACAUUAGUAAGUGGUUGUUUUAGCUUUAUAAUCAUCGAUUUUCAUCAAGUGUGAUCCACUUUGAAUUGUCAUCUACAUAAUGUAUCAAAUAAUUUGGAGAGUCCUAAUUUUUGAAUGGGUGUGUGAAUGGUAUCGCUGCCACCUAUAGACUAAUUUGAUCAGCAUUUAAGAUUUUUGAUGUCA
Molecule: messenger RNA, 1711 nt
Organism: Medicago truncatula (barrel medic)
Lineage: Eukaryota; Viridiplantae; Streptophyta; Magnoliopsida; Fabales; Fabaceae
Product: enoyl-[acyl-carrier-protein] reductase [NADH], chloroplastic
Exons: 13
Coding region: 247-1425 (392 amino acids)
Biological process (GO): fatty acid biosynthetic process
Molecular function (GO): enoyl-[acyl-carrier-protein] reductase (NADH) activity
Source: RefSeq, a predicted model, not a curated record